Messenger RNA from Nothoprocta perdicaria, 1548 nucleotides. RefSeq names its product ATPase H+ transporting V1 subunit B1 (gene ATP6V1B1). Gene Ontology annotation, molecular function: proton-transporting ATPase activity, rotational mechanism; ATP binding. The record is from RefSeq and is a predicted model, not a curated record. Gene Ontology annotation, cellular component: proton-transporting V-type ATPase, V1 domain. The transcript has 14 exons. NCBI's taxonomy places the organism in Eukaryota, Metazoa, Chordata, Aves, Tinamiformes, Tinamidae. Bases 1 to 1548 code for a protein of 515 amino acids. Gene Ontology annotation, biological process: ATP metabolic process; proton transmembrane transport.
AUGGCGGCGACGGGGCGGGUGACAACGGCGGCGAGCGGCGGGCCGGGGCUCCGCGACCACCUGCCCCACGUGCACGCGGCCACGCGCCGCUACGGCCACAGCGCCCGGCUCACCUACAGGACCGUGUGCGGCGUCAACGGGCCCCUCGUGGUGCUGGACAACGUCAAGUUCGCCCAGUACGCCGAGAUCGUGAACUUCACGCUGCCCGACGGCAGCGGCCGCAGCGGGCAGGUGCUGGAGGUGCUGGGCUCCAAGGCCAUCGUGCAGGUCUUCGAGGGCACGUCGGGCAUCGAUGCCAAGCAGACCACCUGUGAGUUUACCGGCGACAUCCUCCGGACACCCGUGUCCGAAGACAUGCUCGGCCGGGUGUUCAACGGCUCGGCGAAGCCCAUCGACAGCGGCCCUGCCGUGAUGGCCGAGGACUUCCUGGACAUCAACGGGCAGCCCAUCAACCCACACGGGCGCAUCUACCCUGAGGAGAUGAUCCAGACGGGCAUCUCGCCCAUCGACGUGAUGAACAGUAUCGCCCGCGGCCAGAAGAUCCCCAUCUUCUCGGCCGCCGGCCUCCCGCACAACGAGAUCGCCGCCCAGAUCUGCCGCCAGGCCGGCCUCGUCAAGAAGUCCAAGGACGUCAUGGACUACCACGAGGACAACUUCGCCAUUGUCUUUGCCGCCAUGGGGGUGAACAUGGAGACCGCCCGCUUCUUCAAGGCUGACUUCGAGGAGAACGGCUCCAUGGAGAACGUGUGCCUCUUCCUGAACCUGGCCAACGACCCCACGAUUGAGCGCAUCAUCACGCCACGCCUGGCGCUCACCACGGCCGAGUUCCUGGCGUACCAGUGCGAGAAGCACGUGCUGGUCAUCCUCACCGACAUGAGCUCGUACGCCGAGGCGCUGCGCGAGGUGUCGGCGGCGCGCGAGGAGGUGCCCGGGCGCCGCGGCUUCCCCGGCUACAUGUACACGGACCUGGCCACCAUCUACGAGCGGGCCGGGCGCGUGGAGGGCAGGAACGGCUCCAUCACGCAGAUCCCCAUCCUCACCAUGCCCAACGACGACAUCACCCACCCCAUCCCCGACCUCACCGGCUUCAUCACGGAGGGGCAGAUCUACGUGGACCGGCAGCUCCACAACAGACAGAUCUACCCCCCCAUCAACGUGCUGCCCUCCCUGUCCCGCCUCAUGAAGUCGGCCAUCGGCGAGGGCAUGACCAGGAAGGACCACGGCGACGUCUCCAACCAGCUGUACGCCUGCUACGCCAUCGGCAAGGACGUGCAGGCCAUGAAGGCGGUGGUGGGCGAGGAGGCGCUCUCGCCCGACGACCUGCUCUACCUGGAGUUCCUGCACAAGUUCGAGCGGCAGUUCAUCGCGCAGGGUCCCUACGAGAAGCGCUCCAUCUUCGAGUCGCUCGACCUGGGCUGGCAGCUGCUGCGCAUCUUCCCGCGGCAGCUGCUCAAGCGCAUCCCGGAGAGCGUCCUGGCCGAGUUCUACCCGCGCGAGCCCCGCGCGCCCGCCGCCGUCGCGCCGCCCGCCGCCGACACCGCGCUCUGA